CUGCGAGUGUAUAACGCCGUACAGGAACCAUGUUUUCAGCUCAUCGGUGCACGCGAGCCUGUAAAGCCUAAAUAAAGAUAGAAGACGAGCGGGAAUGAGCGCUUCUCUGGUUGUGAAAGAUGGCGGUGCCACAGAGGAUCUUAAACUCCACCCGGCCGUUCUCCAUGUCCAUGAACCAGCCGAAACUUAAGGACCUCGACUGCAUCCCCUCCAUCCCCGAGCCUCAGUCAGCCAUCUCCGCCGUAAAGGUCCACAAGCAGAAUGAGCAGACAGACUUCACCAACUAUUUAUGGAAGAUCAUCUCUCAUGGAACUGCCAAGCAUGUAGGCACGGGGCCUCUGGGCACAGAGAAACCCUCCAUCAUCGCCCAGGCAGAGUGUGAAUCUCAGGACUCGCAGGAAUUCUGUCCCAACAGCAGACACAAAAAUGCCACAUACAGCUUCAGUGCUGGAUUCAGCAUCACCCAGGGCUCGGUCUCCCGCCACCAGCCGAGGAAAAAACGACGGAAGAGACAGCGCAGACGGGAGACAGACGCCCAGCAGAGGAAUGAAGGCAGUGACAGAGUGAGAGAGAGACGACUUUCCAGAGUGCCAGAACAGGACAGUGAAGAGUCUGAAGAGCUGAGCUACAGCAGCAGUCUGAGCAGAACCACCAGCACAGAGAGUCUGUCCGUCCAGGAAACGACCCCAGAAAGCCAGUGCCUCUCGGGCAGCGAGGAGCCAGACUCGCCCCUGAUCAGCGAGGCUCAGUGCAGCCUGGCUCUGACGGGUCUCAGGAGGAACGUCACGUCGUCCGAGCGCUCCUACGCCUCGUCUUUCGUCAAACAGAUGGUCCGGGACUGGAAGGACAAAGAGGAAGAGGAGCAGAGCGAAGAAGAGAGAGAAACGAGUGACACAAACGAGGGAAUUUUUUUUAAAGAGGAACUGCAGCCCAGAGACUAUGAAUAUCGGGAGGGAAGGGAGUACGAGGUCUGUAAUUUCAUCAAACAGGGCUCGUACGGGGACGUCUACAGCAUCCGAGACAAAUCCAGCGGCUUCGUAUGCGCUGCCAAAAAGGUGCCAUUGGGAAGUUUCAACAGUGAGGAGGUGGGCUCGUGGAGUGCCCUUCUUAAUCCUCACGUGGUGGAACUGUUCGGUUUUGUCCGGGAAGGUCCCAUCAUCGUGCUUUUCAUGGAUCUUAAACCUGGCUCUCUGGGGCAGCUGUUGGCAGAACGGGGUCGUCUGCCGGAGGAUCUCUCCCUGCACUACAUGCAGCAGGUUCUGGGGGCGCUGGAGCACCUUCACAAAAGACGUGUCCUACACCUGGACAUUAAGGUGGACAAUGUGCUGCUGUCUGAAGAUGGAAAAGACACAUUCCUGUGUGACUUCGGUCAGUCGGAGCGAUCAGACCAGUACGGAUUCUGUUCUUUACAGGAUAUGAAAGGGACCGAGACCCACAUGGCUCCUGAAGUGGCCAGCAGCGGGAAACUGUGCACCAAGGCGGACGUGUGGAGCAGCUGUUGCAUGCUGUUACACAUGCUGAAUGGCUGCCAGCCGUGGACCCGCUACUACUCACGGCCCCUGUACCUGAAAAUAGCCGAAGAGCCGCCGCCACUGAGAGAGAUACCGCCUCACUGCAGCGCCCGUACUGCUGGUGUCAUCAAACGGGGGCUGCAGAAGGACCCGAGCCAAAGAGCCUCAGCUAAGGAUCUCAGAAUUCAGACGGCCAAAGCACUUAAAGAACUGGGAGGUCUCUGCAGCCCCGCACGGGGAGGAACCUAUCAGAAACCAGCUGGAAAGCCAGAGAGAUCAGAGCCCACCCUCUUCUCCCAAAGCUCUGUGCAGCAGUGGAUGGGCCCAGGGCUGGAACAGAGAGAGGGGGCUGGACUGCCAGCUGUGGUCAAGCACAAGGGAAACGUAGAAGAGGUGGAUACUGAGAAAGAUAAGGAAGAAGAGAUCAUGAAGCGAAACAAGAGUCCUUCAUCCUCAGCGCUCUACAUCCACCCACCGCUUCCUGACCUGCACAAACCCACUGAGCAGGAGCUCCGCAAGCUCGAGAGAGAUUUCUUCCUGAGCAGUUUGUCUCAGCCUCAUUCAGUUGAACUGCAGGAGCAGCUUCUGUCCUGCCUGGGCAGUGAUUGUCCGUCCACCAGAGAGCCAGCCGACAAGAAGGACUCGGGUCGGUGGUCGGUUGGCUUUGGAGACGACCUCAGCUCGGGCGUGUUCUCUUACAACAGCCAAUCAGAACAGAGCUUCAGCAUGGACUGGCUGGUACCCGCCCACCAGCCCACACCUCGCUGCUUUGAGGGUGUGGACGUUUGCAUCAGGGACUUCAACGGCCGGUGUUUCCGUAUCCGUGAAACGCCCCGAGUAAAUGUGGGACACAUCGCCAGAGGAAUCAGCGAUCAGAUCUCGGAAAGUGUGUUCAGUCUGCAGAGCGAGGACGGUUCUCUGGUGUCCCACGAUAUACAAGUACAGGAAACUGGCCUCUUCCUGCGCUGUGUUCAGGCCCCUGACUGCACCCACACCCCUCUGCACAGACACGGCUCCUGCUGCAAAACACCCUGGAGCUGGAGAAUUAAAGACGGGGUGCUGGAGACCAGGGUCUGACGUCGUUACACAUUCCUUGUUUGCACUAUUUUUAAAGCUGCUUUUAUUUACUAUGUGCCAGUGUAUUUUAAUCUGCUUUUACAAGACAGAUGUUUUUUAUGCUUUUAUGGUGUUUUAUUGAUGACAGGUUGUGUGUUCUCAUUUCUAUUUCCUGUACACACAAGUGCCAUGUGUUUUGCCAUGUAUUUGCAGUUGCAUGACCAUGUCAGAUACAUUUUUCUCUUGCCACCAGCAUGUCUGUCUGCAGCUGUAUCAUUGUACCAAUAAAAGCAGUGAUUUUACCACGCCAA
Trichomycterus rosablanca is the source of this 2878-nucleotide messenger RNA. RefSeq names its product mitogen-activated protein kinase kinase kinase 14a (gene map3k14a). The coding region runs from base 120 to 2588 and encodes 822 amino acids. The record is from RefSeq and is a predicted model, not a curated record. Lineage: Eukaryota; Metazoa; Chordata; Actinopteri; Siluriformes; Trichomycteridae. The transcript has 16 exons. Gene Ontology annotation, molecular function: ATP binding; protein kinase activity. Gene Ontology annotation, biological process: protein phosphorylation; canonical NF-kappaB signal transduction.